Molecule: messenger RNA, 511 nt
Organism: Dentiscutata heterogama
Lineage: Eukaryota; Fungi; Glomeromycota; Glomeromycetes; Diversisporales; Gigasporaceae
Source: the annotation of a GenBank genome assembly
CACUUUCGCGUUAAAGGAGAGGAAAGCAAUUCUUCCCCAUUUUGUAGGCCCGUUGGACAUUAUACUAUGGUAGUUGAUCCUACCACAGAGCAAAAGGAGAGAAUGGGUCACUGUGUUUCAGAUCCGACCUUGUUAGAAAGAAUUUCAUCAGGGGUGUCAUUUUAUUAUAUCUGCGCCGGUAUAAUUGUGGGUAUCUCUAGAAUAAUAGGGCCAUGUUCAGAAGAAGAUUGGCCAUACAUACCAUUAGCAAUGGCCUGGACAAUACCAGCAGUUCUAAAAAGAAUACGCGGAGGGAAAAUUGUAAUUAAAGAUCCUAGAAAGGUACUUCUAGAAAAUGAACAAAUAUUUGUGAAAAAACACCUAGAAACUGAUAUAGAUGAUAAGAAUAAUACAGAUGCUCAUGUUUUCAUCACUGCUUUAGCUUCAAUAGUAUUCCCUUGGAUAGUAGUACUCUUGGCUUACUUUACACCACCAAUAGGGUUUGGAUGUCGAAAAACCUAUGUUAGCGGUG